ACUUCCGGGAGCGCCUGGGCUCUGCGGCCGCCUACGCGCAGUGCUGCCAGCCGGCCCCGCGCCGCGGAGUGGCGUGAGCGCGCAGCCAGGCCGAAGCCCCGCCGUCCGCGCCUCCCGCACCUCUCCCUGCGGCCAUGGGGGCGUCCGCGCGGCUACUGCGCGCUGUGAUCAUGGGGGCGCCCGGCUCCGGCAAGGGUACCGUGUCGUCGCGCAUCAUCAAACACUUCGAGCUGAAGCACCUCUCCAGCGGGGAUCUGCUCCGAGACAACAUACUUCGGGGCACAGAAAUUGGUGUGUUAGCCAAGACUUUCAUUGAACAAGGGAAGCUCAUCCCAGAUGAUGUCAUGACUCGGCUGGCCUUUCAUGAGCUGAAAAAUCUCACCCAAUAUAGCUGGCUAUUGGAUGGUUUUCCAAGGACACUUCCUCAGGCAGAAGCCCUGGAUAGAAAUUAUCAGAUAGACACAGUGAUUAACUUGAAUGUGCCCUUCGAAGUCAUUAAGCAGCGCCUUACUGCGCGCUGGAUUCAUCCAGCCAGUGGCCGAGUCUACAACAUGGAGUUCAACCCUCCCAAAACUGUGGGCAUUGACGAUCUGACCGGAGAGCCUCUUAUUCAGCGUGAGGAUGAUAGACCAGAGACGGUUGUCAAAAGACUGAAGGCUUAUGAAACUGAAACAGAGCCUGUCCUGAAAUACUACCAGAAAAAAGGGGUAUUGGAAACAUUCUCUGGAACAGAAACCAACAAGAUAUGGCCUUAUGUAUAUGCUUUCCUACAAACAAGAGUUCCACAAGUAAACCAAAAAGCAUCAGUUACUCCAUGAGGAAAAGUAUGUAUAACUAAAAAGAUGAGAAGCUCCUCAUCUGAGCAUUUGGAAGCUCCUUGUCCUAAGACUCUGACAUGUAUGAAUUCUUUGAAAAUGUUAGAAUCAUUUCUACUGAUUUUAUUCUGGAAAGUAAGGAUGUGCCAAAUAAGUCAGAUACUGAAAUUCAUCUUUUGAAAUCAUCUAGUGUGUUUUAUCCAGUUAUCUUCUAUGAGUGCACAAUUCACAAGUAUCAGAGAUGUCUAAUGAAACUUUUGAAAAAUUGUUUGGAGAAUAAUUAAAAGAGCAAUUGGUAGUAAUAUAACUUUUGUUCAGAAGAGUAAGUGGUUUAUAAAAUUUCUGUAUUUUUCGGGAAAAAAAAUUCCGUCAUUUGAGAAAAGUAUCUCAUCAGAGGCUUUGGCUUAGACUGAUGCUGAAAAAACAUCUCUAGCACUGUGACACAUGGUUUUGUGAGACACUAUGUCUAUAAAAUUCCAGAAUAAAAGCAACUGGAUUUAAGAUUUUUAGGAUGCAAAUUCACUACUGCCUCUCCACUAAGAAAUUUAUAAGCUAGUCAUAUAUGUUGUAUUUAUUGUUGUUAAGCAUACCUUCAGGUUACUCAGAAUUUUCAAUUUGCUAUAAAACUGUAUCAAUUAACAGAUAAGAAAGUAUUAAUUUCCUAUGACUUGUUUUCUUUUGAAAAUACAUGUGUACUGAGGGAUACGAUUUAUGUUAGAAAUGGACAUUAUACGUUCUUGGAAAAGCACUAAAGUUGAAUUUUCAACGGAAAAUGUAAAGACCUAUGUUUUCAGAUGUUACUUAGGUUAAGAGAUAUGCUUUAGGAUCUACUUGUCAGUUUCUCUUUCUGAUCAAAAUGUGUGAUCUACCUUGAGGAAUAGCAUAUGAAAGUACACGCACACACAAAGAAAAGAAAAUCUAUGGCACUAGGUAAAGUAAGCAUGCUGUGUCAUUAGGAAAUAGAAAUAGAUCAUGUUUGCCUGGAUAAAAUUCUCUUGACAAAUGUAACAAUCAUAAUUAGUAAACAGGUAUGGCAAUGAAAAAGAUUUAUAUGACAGGUUAAAAAGGACCAGGAAACUAGUUUGCUGAAGGAGUUUAUUCCUAAUCAAAGAAAUUGACACUGGCUAGCAUUCACUGUCAUCAUAUCUUAAGGGUAAAGAACUCUGCUGGUAAAUGUAACCUGAGCAGCCAUUUUAAAAUCAAAAUGAUUUGAUUUCUUAGUGGGGCAACAGGGAUGCAUGCUUAUGUACUAUGGCCUGGUAAAAAGAUUGAGAGGCAAAGAAACCUGACUAUAUAUUCAGUGGCAUAUUUACUUUUACUUUACUUGGUGCCAAAUCAAAUGAAACAAGUCCCUGUACAAGUUAUUAUUAACUGCCUUUGAAAAUUUUGCCCGUUUUAUUCUAGGCACUUAAAAUACAAAUGCCAGUAAACGAUUCUUAUGUAUCACUUUGUGGGGGGAAAAAACCUUAUUUUCCUUUCUUUUUAUUUUUUAAAAUUCAAUAUUGAUCUUUCAAAUCGGACCAAGGCUUUUAAAAAGGAUUAUAGUAAACAUUCCACUCUUUACAAAACUUUCUAUAAUGCGUUAAUCGAAUGUCAAUAUUGUGUGUUUUCUAAAAAUGUCGUGUACUAAAGAAUUACCUCUGUGUUAACAGGCAUACAUCAGUAUUAAGGUAUUAGAAUACAGGUCAAUUUUAGAACUGUAGAUAUUAUUUUCUCUUUGGUAGUCACAGGGCCCACCCCAUCCGACCUUUUGUCCUGCUGCCCUGAAGUCUUACUAGUUUCUGAAUUAGGAACUGAUUUCUAAUUGUUUAAAAAGGGUACACAGGCUGGCUUCUAUUUAUGCUACACUUUAUCUCCUGCUGUAGUAAUGCAGCUAUACUGGCCUUCUUGACACCCUUAGGACAUCUGAAAAUCAAAAAUGGGUAGAAGAACAUGGCUCCUAAGACUCUUCUUCCCUGUGACUAUUCUCUCCUCAUUCCCAAAACACUUAACCCAAAGUUUUGCACAUACAUCCAUUACUUUGGGAAAUGCCUGCACUAUUACGUUUUUCCUUCAUUAAAGCAAAAAGAAUUUGUUUUAUGCUUAAUGUCAUAGGUGGUUCUGAUGACCAUUAUCAUAGCUGAGCACAUCCUGCAAAAAAACCCAUAAUGCCAUAAUGCCUAUCAUUAUGAUUUAUGUGCCACAUGGAUAUAUGUCUGGUGCUUAAUGGCAUGGCUAGAAGCUACAAUGCCUCCAAAGCUAAUGAGAACAGUACUUCAACCGAUUUCUGUGUUUUCUGGAGUACAGUAAUUUUGGUACACCUUUUAUAAGCAGAGUGUGCUAUGGGAAAUGGAAAGUGACAAUUAGUACCACCCAGAAAUUUUAUUUCAAAAUUGUAUUUGAAAUAGGUUAAAUACUGGCUCAAAUUUCUAAACCCCUGCCCAUAGCUACGUUCCCCCAGUUAUUUACAACGGCAUUCCAGCAAAGUAAAUUAUUUUGGGUACUCAGUUUGUGACAAAACUUAUCUGUUAGUAACAAAUCAUGGUAAUUACAGACCUCAGUUUUAAUUGCUGUAAUACCUGCAGUCAACAGCAAGAAUAAAUAUGUAUUUUAAAACAUG
Molecule: messenger RNA, 3414 nt
Organism: Pteropus alecto (black flying fox)
Lineage: Eukaryota; Metazoa; Chordata; Mammalia; Chiroptera; Pteropodidae
Gene: AK3
Product: adenylate kinase 3
Exons: 5
Coding region: 135-818 (227 amino acids)
Biological process (GO): nucleobase-containing compound metabolic process
Cellular component (GO): mitochondrion; cytoplasm
Molecular function (GO): ATP binding; AMP kinase activity
Source: RefSeq, a predicted model, not a curated record